AUGGAUGUGGUCGUGGAAGACGUUUCUAUCCAGGGCCCAGUACCUCCGUCAUUGAUCUCCGCUCUUUCACAAAAUGCACUCGAUUCCAAUGAGCCUCCAAUCAAGCGACGCAAGGUCUCCAAGGCAGUUAGAUACGUAAUUUCUGAUGAGAAGGGUCUCUCUGAAUCUGGAAUACUUGUCGGCUAUAUUCCGUUAGUUCGAGUAAAGCUACGCUUUAAUUUCGCGUCUUCCAGUGAUAAUAAUGGUAUCGAUACCAUAUUCGACGCAAUUGAUCCUUCCAGUCGACUUCCUGUUCUUGUAGAAAUUAAGGAGAAUCGUCACGAUAAUACCGGACCCGAUACUCUAGAUCAAUCUCAAAUCAAUCGUGAGGCAUGUACACUUGUAGCGAAGACCAUCGAUAACCAGGAAGAUGUCUUCAUUCACGAAUUUGAAGACUCUCAAGCUUUCGAAUUGCUUGAACAACUCCAACAGGCCACUAGUCUGAUCCCGGCCGAUCGAUCCCCCAGUCUUGAUCCGAUAGCGUGUUAUCAGGCAACAAUAUAUCGAUCAUCAAUAAAAUCCCAACUUUUCUUGGAGGUUGUGGUACUUUGGAAGGACUCUCUUGAAAUCCCCGAUAUACGGCGCCUUGAACAUCAAGUUCUAGAGGUCUUUGGAAGGUACGCUCUGCAAGAACACCAUCAACGACCCAUGAACCAAGAAAACCGCCUAGAACUACGUGAGAAACUACUGGGAACUCCUCGAGGCUGGUCUCCGCGAGAAUUUUAUGAAAAUGUCCAUGUCCCGCCUGAUACAGAAGCAACAUCAGCAGAUAUUGAGUUUCCAGAUGUCGCUUGCGAGCUAUUUCCAUUCCAGAAAAGGGCUGUUCGAUGGCUUCUGGGGAGGGAAGGCAUGAAGAUUGACAAUAAUGGGGGGCUUUCUCCUCUUCCAUCAUCCUCCAGCAGUCUCCCGCAGUCGUUCAGACCGAUGAAAGAUGCCGAUGGACAAGCUUGUUACUUCAGCCACCUUUUCAUGACCAUCACCAGAGAUUUUUCUCAAUGGGACGAUGCGAAAGAUUCACUGAAGGGGGGAAUUCUCGCAGAAGAGAUGGGCCUCGGCAAGACAGUUGAAUUAAUAGCUUUGAUCAGCUUGAAUCGACGCCAACCGCAGCUAACGUUCGACCCGAAUUCAUUGAGAGAUUCUGGUGCUACUCUGAUCAUUACGCCCCCUGCUAUUCUAGAACAAUGGAAGGAUGAGAUUCACCGCCAUGCUCCAAAACUGCGUGUACACCACUACACCGGCAUCAAGCGCACUAAACAACCCUCAGACGAUCUGAUAGUCGAAGAGAUCGCGGAUUUUGAUAUCGUUCUGACUACAUACGACGUUAUUUCUCGGGAGAUCCACUACGUCAAUUCAGAACCAACCCGUAGUCUUAGACAUGUGAAACGAUUUGAAAAACGAAAAACUCCUCUCGUCCGCAUAUCAUGGUGGCGUGUUUGCCUUGAUGAAGCGCAGAUGAUCGAAAGUGGAGUGAGUAAUGCUGCCAAAGUUGCUCGCUUGAUUCCUAGACAGAAUGCCUGGGCAGUCACUGGUACACCAAUUCGCCGAAAUAUAGACGACCUAUUUGGACUGCUAUUGUUCCUUCACUACCAGCCCUAUUGUUUCUCAAAUUCGUUGUGGAAACGGCUUUACUGGAGGUUUGGACCAGUUCUGGCGAGCAUUAUCCAAGCAAUCGCUCUCAGGCACAACAAGGAUCAUGUACGCAAUGAGCUUCACCUUCCGCCGCAGAAAAGAGUCGUCAUCACCGUCCCUUUCACUGCCGUGGAAGAGCAGUACUAUUCUCAAUUAUUUGAACAGAUGUGCUAUCAAAGCGGUCUAGAUGAAUCAGGCUCGCCACUUCGAGCAGAUUGGGAUCCGGAUAAUAUCGGCACGGUUGAGAAAAUGCGUAGCUGGCUGAUACGACUUCGUCAAACCUGUCUUCACCCUGAACUGAGUGGUGGUAAUCGGCGAGCCCUGCGCAUUGGUAACGGUCCAUUACGUACCGUUGAUGAUGUGCUGGAGGCCAUGCUUGAAAAUACUGAUAUAUCCAUCCGCACGGAAGAACGUGCCCUUCUUCUUUCACAGCUUCGUCGAGGACAGCUUUUGGAAACGGCUAAGCGUCGGGAGGAAUCAUUGUCUCUUUGGCAGGCGGCACUGGAGCAUUCCACGCGGCUGGUUGAAGAGAGCAGAGAACAAUUGCGGCUACUAAAGACCAUAGAAAAUGGUGUUUCCAAAGACAAUUUUAAAGAAAAAGUAGAUGACUCCGAUGGGGAGACCGAAGAUACGGACAAAAAUAGUCGCGUUGGACAAUGUCGACUAAAACUUCGCGCUGCCCUCGAGGUCCAGCACAUUGCUGUCUUCUUCACUGCAAACGCCUACUAUCAGAUCAAGAGCGAUCCUAAUCGGACACAGCCAGACUCGGAAGAGUUUAAGUCGCUUGAGAAAAAGGAAGAAGAAGGAUACGAAACUGCUAAGCUUAUACGUCAGGAAAUGCUCACUGAUAUUUCCCAAAAGGUGAAACGUCACAUGAGGAAAAUCAAAGAAAAAAAGCAAAAGAAUCAGUUUGUUCAGAUUCCAAAAAUGAAGCCUCAUCUCUACAGCAGAGGGGUUGAGUCCUACCAACUGCUCAACAAGUUUGAAGAUUUGUGUAACGCUUUGAAUAAUCAUGCUGAGCAGUACAACGAAUGGCGUAGUGUCAUGAUCGAUCAAGUUUCACAGUCACUCAUUGACCAAGAGGAGGAUGCCGAGCUGGAAGGAGACGAAUACGAGCGAUCGACGAAACAUCAAGAUGAGAUGUAUGUCUACAUGGAAGCUCUGCGAUCAAUGUACGCCGAUCGUCAUGACGCUUUAACUGGCCAGAAUAAUAUCCUCAUUUCCCAUGAGGUCAGGGCAGGCAUUUCCCAAGCACAACUCGGUAAAGGACCAUCCCCUCAGCUAUUUCUUUCCAUCAUGAAUACUCGCAGUCAGCUUAAGCCCGACCCUAAGCUGGGCUCGCUUCGUGGCAUUGUUGUUGAGCUUCGCAGCCUAAUGACAUCCCUUGAGUGGCAAGCAAAUGGUGGGAGUGCUCGUGCUCGCGCAGAGCUUGAGGUGGUGGGGGAGGUUUUGAAAAAUGCCGGACAUAUGAUAUCUGAGCAGCUCACGGUGUCUUCUAGCCUACAAAGGGAGGUUGAGGUGCUCCGUGACGCCAUGAAUGUCCGACUGGAGUACUACCGUCACCUGCAGCAAAUCUCAGAUACAGUAGCGCCGUAUGACGAGGAAAAUUCCGGAAAACCUAUGGAUGAAGCACUAUUUGCUUCUAAGUUGAAGCAGGAAGAGGCGCUCGAAGGCAAGAUAGCUUCUUUGAAGUCCAAGAGACGUUAUUUUAUUCAUUUACGGGACGAUUCUGGCGCUGAAGAUAGCUCCAGAGUUUGCAUCAUCUGCCAGUCUGGUUUUCAAGCUGGUGUUUUGACUGUAUGUGGCCACAAGUACUGCAGUGACUGCAUCGGAAUGUGGUUGGGUCAAAACCGAACCUGUCCCGUGUGCAAAAAACCUUUGAGACGCAAUGACUUCCAUCGGAUCACAUACAAUCCACAGGACCUGGUCGCUCAAGAGGAAGAAGAACAUGUCAAGUUGGAUGGGGGACAUUCAAAGAAUGCCAUCUACACUGACAUUAGCUCUGGGCUUCUAAAGGAGAUCAAAAAUAUUCAACUUCAUGAUUCUUUCGGCACUAAGAUUGAUACAAUUGCACGUCACAUCAUAUGGCUACGAAAACACGACCCUGGUGCUAAGUCGAUUAUCUUUUCUCAGUAUAAGACCUUCCUGGGUAUCUUGCAAAUGGCGUUGGAACGCUUCGGUAUUGUGAGCAGCAGCGUUGAUAACUCCGGUGGUAUUGAGAAGUUCAAGAACGAUCCUGCGGUGGAAUGUUUCUUGUUACAUGGUAAAGCACAAUCAUCAGGGCUGACAUUGAUCAAUGCCACUCAUGUAUUUCUAUGUGAGCCAUUGAUCAAUACAGCAAUUGAACUGCAGGCUAUUGCCCGAGUGCAUCGAAUUGGACAGAAUCGUCCAACUACGGUGUGGAUGUACCUUGUCUCCGGUACAGUAGAAGAAUCUAUCUAUGAUCUUUCGGUGACUCGCCGCCUCGCCCAUAUCAUCGCGAAGGAGAAGCAAGAGAAGAAAUCUCACUCGGGAAUCCCGGAUGAAGAGGUUUCGGUUGAUGCACUUACUGAGACAGUCAUUGAUUCUGCAAACUCGAUGGAAUUGCAGGGUGUGCUAUCAGACUUGAUGUCUUAUCAUGAAGGUGGAGAAAAUGUACCAAAAGAUGAUCUUUGGCAAUGUCUCUUUGGAAAUCAUGCCCGCAAAGAGGUCAAUAAACGUCCGACUGAUACAGAGAGGGAGGUGAAUCGGUUCUUGCGAGGUGAGGCUGCCAGUCAGAGAAAGGAAGAAGCUACAAAUGGAUGA
This is a messenger RNA of Penicillium taxi, 4452 nucleotides long. RefSeq lists its product as uncharacterized. Gene Ontology annotation, cellular component: nucleus. The coding region runs from base 1 to 4452 and encodes 1483 amino acids. Gene Ontology annotation, molecular function: ATP binding; ATP-dependent chromatin remodeler activity; ubiquitin protein ligase activity. Gene Ontology annotation, biological process: DNA damage response; protein polyubiquitination. The record is from RefSeq and is a predicted model, not a curated record. Lineage: Eukaryota; Fungi; Ascomycota; Eurotiomycetes; Eurotiales; Aspergillaceae. The transcript has 5 exons.